Ochotona princeps (American pika) is the source of this 2073-nucleotide messenger RNA. RefSeq names its product centrosomal protein 72 (gene CEP72). The record is from RefSeq and is a predicted model, not a curated record. Gene Ontology annotation, biological process: centriole replication; spindle organization; regulation of protein localization to centrosome. Gene Ontology annotation, molecular function: protein binding. The transcript is spliced from 12 exons. Gene Ontology annotation, cellular component: centriolar satellite. The coding region runs from base 53 to 1999 and encodes 648 amino acids. NCBI's taxonomy places the organism in Eukaryota, Metazoa, Chordata, Mammalia, Lagomorpha, Ochotonidae.
GUCCCGCCCAACCCACUGCGCAGGCGUGGCGCGCGGCGUUCCGUUUGAAGACAUGGCGUCGGUCCCGCGGCUGGUUCUGUGUGAGGAAAAGAUCCGGGAAAAGGGCGGCCUGGCGCCUCACCGCGACCUGGCUGAGCUUCAGUCAUUGUCUGUUCCUGGAACUUACCAGGAAAAAAUUACUCACCUGGGAACUUCUCUGAUGAAGUUGACAGGUUUGAGGUCUUUGGAUCUCUCCCGCAACUCCUUGGUUAGUCUGGAGGGCAUUCAGUACCUGACUGCGCUGGAAAGCCUCAAUCUCUACUACAAUUCAAUCUCCUCAUUGUCUGAAGUCUUCCGGCUCCACUGCCUGACAGAGCUCCGGGACGUGGACUUUAGGCUGAACCCUGUGGUGAAGAGCGAGUCCGAUUAUCGCCUAUUUGUGUUGCACAUGCUUCCCCGACUGCAGCAGCUGGAUGAUCGUCCUGUGAGGGACAGCGAGCGGAAGGCUUCAAAGAUGCAUUUUGCUUCCGAGGACUCAGUGGACUCAAGGGAAAGCUUCCCAGCUGCCGUAAGAGCUCCAAGAUCCCUGCCCUCCCAAGCCCGGUGCACAGAUACCUCUGCCAAGAAGUGCUUGGUCAUGGAUGCUGAUGACGAGGCUGUCCUGAACCUCAUCGCUGAGUGCGAGUGGGACCUGAGCAAUCCACCCCGGAGCAGCAGCUCCAGCCAGAGGGAGCGCGAGACUGACCUCCACAGCACUCCAGAGUCAGACCCGUUGGCGCAGCACCAAUGUGGGGAUUCUGUGAAGAAGGGCCAGGAACCUUUCCAGAGGAAAGGCAGCUCCAGAGGGAUAUGUGUGGGGAGACAGCCUCAGGACCACCACUGUGGAGAACUCCCCGCACAGUUCGGCUCUCUCCAGGCCUUCCGUGUGUGUGGACCCCACGGCCACUUCACCCCUCAUCCAGGACCUGGUAUGGCAGGGCCUUCUCUUGUUACAGACUCUGUGGAUGUUGGGGACUUGGCCUCCUCUUCUCAGAAGUCGAGUUUGUCGGCACCAAAGGUCCCUGGUGUUCUGCCCACUCCCGAGAAGUUCCGGAAGUGGCGGAUGCCUGGGGGCAGGUUCCAGGCCCCUUCGGACCAGGAGAGUCUUAGCUGCCUGGAGGAGGGGCUGAGCAGGCUGAGUGAGGCCUCGGAAGGCAGGGGCAGCAGGGCCUUUUCUCUUUCGGAGGCAUCGGAGGAAGUGGAAGAGCCACGUGCCCAGAGGACCAAUGAUGCCAGAGAGCCGUCUCCCAGAGUGCACUUGGCAACCGCCCCUGGCACAAGGACUGCCUUGGAGGUAGCCUUCCUGGGAGCCAUCCUUGACCUGGUGGACAGGUACUGGAGCGGCUGCAAGUCCCUGCACAGCAACGAGGCAUUUCUCGCUCAAGCAAGACACAUCUUGUCAUCUGUUCCCGAGCUGACAGUAGCUCAGGACACAUCAGCAGGUGUGAGUGAAGAUAUGAACUUCCUGACUCUUGAGAACAAAUCUUUGCAAAACCAUCUUGCCGAGCAGCAGCAGCAGCAUGCCCAGAAAAUGAGCGAGGUGAUGUCGGAACUCCAUGAAGCGCGGCAGGAGAUGGGCGACUUGAAGCAGCAUUUGGACAAGUCUCUGGAGGAGAACAGCAGCCUGAAGUCCCUCUUGUUCAGCAUGAAGCAAGAAAUGGAAAGUGCAGAGGCUUCCGUAGUGCUCAACUCACAGAUCACUGGGCUUCAGACAAGUGUGAAGCUGCUAUCAGAGGAGGUGGUGGAGCUGAAGCAGCACCUGGAGCGCUAUGACCAGAUCCAGGAGCUCACACACAUGCUGCAGGAGAGCCACAGCUCCCUGGUCAGCACCAACGAGCACCUGCUGCAGGAGCUGAGCCAAGCGCGGGCACAGCACAGGGCGGAGGUGGAGCAGAUGCACUGGAGCUACCAGGAACUCAAGAAGACCAUGGCCCUGUUCCCGCGGUGCAGCGCCAGUCCCGGUGGCCGCCAGUCCUGCUGAGCCAGAGGCAUGCACCCUCAUGUUCCUUCACCUGGUGAGCAGCCUCACCCGUCGCAACUCGGUGCUUUCAGGGC